GUGUCCCUGCUCCGCUGCACCCUCCUGUCGUCUCUCCUCCUCCUCCUGGUCUGCAGCAUCCAUGAGACGGAGCAGAACAGCUACUGCCAGCAGAUCAUCACCGAGAGGCACCUGGCCGAGCUGCAGGAGCUGGCUGACACCCAGAUGCAGCACCCGGGCAGGGUCUCCUUCAAGUUCAUCGACAAGAUGCAGUUGAACGACUCCAUCUGCUAUGUGAAAGCCGCCUUUCCUCUGCUGGGCAAGAUUUUGGAGCGAACAGAGUUCAAGGAGAACUCUUCCAACGCCAGGAAGAUGCAGACGGUGCGCAGGAUGUACCACAGCAUCGACGAGAACGUCGACCCCUGCAUCAGGGAGGAGGAUGAUGAGGAGAGGAUGCUGUCCCAGAUGUGCUUCAAGGAGUUCACCACCUCCCCCUAUGAGAUGCUGGUCCUGGUGAAGGAUUUCUUCCAGGACAUCAACCAGCUACUGCAGAACCAGGAGACCUUUGAGAAGGAUUGCAGCCACGUCUACCACAGGGCCUGCCCGGGGCCCAGGGGGGCUGAAUCCCCACCAGAGCAGCGCAGGAAGGAGCCGCCCGGCCGGGAGGGCCUCCAGGAGCCCCUGGUGUUCGUCGUGGUGCCCGGCGUGGUGGCCGUGCUGCUGGCAGUGGGGGGGCUGCUCUUCUACAAGUAUAAGUGCAGGGUCCUGGAGCAGCCACUGGAAGAUGGAGACUGCGACCCCGAGGAGCCAGAGAGGAGGGCGCUGCAGGGAGUGAGGGAAUGUCCAGAGCUGGAGACUCAGGACCUCUGAGGGCCCCAGGCGGGAUGUGAAGCUGGUGGGGGACGGAUCCGGGUGGAAGGAUCCCGACGCUCCCUCUUCCCUCGGCCAGAGACUGCAACCCCUCCCUGGCAGGGACAAAGGGAUGGGGGGCUGUGCCCCCAGGGGGACCCCCAGCACCGGGAAGCGACGGGCUGGAAGGCGUUGGACUGUCACGGGAUGGUGGCAGUGGCUGAGGUGACGCCGUGGUGCUGAGCUGGAGAUGCUGGAUUUGGAAUGGUGGAUCCUGCUUGGACGUGGCUGAAGAUGGAGAGGUCCAGCUCCUCAAUCCUCUGGCUCUUCUGGUUUGGAGCAGCACCCGUUGCCUCCCUCCACCCUGCCUUUCCCAAGGCUUCAGCUGGAGCAUCCUGGAUGCUGUGGGGGGCCCCCCAGCCCUGAUUUGCAACUCAAACCCUCACACUGUGAAUAUUUAAAGCCCCCCCCCGUGCCCGUGUGGGGCCGGGUUUGGGGGUGACCCUUGACACCGUCCCCAUUCCCAUCCUCCUGCCGCUCCGUGUCCGAGCUGGCCUCGGCCUCGCCCUCCUCGGGGGCUGUUUUUAAUAGAGCUGAUGAGAGUCUUUAUCCUGCACAAGUAUUUUGGAGGGGCCCCUUUGCCCCUCGCGGGGUCCUUGCCACGAGCUGGACUCGCUGGGAUCCCGUUCCUGCGUUUUGGAGAAGGGAAUGGGGCCGGGAAGGACGGGAUCCACAUGGACCUGAGAGAUGGAGCAGCCCCAGCCACGCCUCUGGGGGCUUUUAGGCUCAGCUGGAUUUGGGAAGAUGCACCAGCUCUGGAGACCCCCUAAAAUCCAGCGGCUCCGUCCGACCCCGGGUGAAGCAUGGCCUGAGCUGCUCUGGGGGUUUGAAGUGUUAUUUUUCUAGGAAGGAUGAAAAUAUGGACAAACCAAACUGCUUUUAAGGAAAGCAUCGCUAUUAAUUUGGGUUUUUUAUAUAUAUAUGUGUAUUUAUGACUGUCAGAGAGAGGGGGUUCCUGUGUGAGGGACUGGUGUAAAGCAGGAGGAAAGCCCUAAUGCAGCAGGAAGGCUGGGGCCAAACUCCUGCUGUGGUGUAAGUUUACACCAUGGAGGAGCUGAUCCUGGGGGGGAAAACUUGCCUUUACCCCUGUUGGAUUGAAUUUGCCUUUUUUUUUGUUUGUUUGGGUUUUUUGUUGGUUUGUGGUUUUUUUUGUUGUUUGUUUUUUUUUUUAUACAAUGAAAUGUUGAAAUAUUUUAUACAAAGGCAUUUAAAAAUCUAUUUAAAGAAAAUAAUGGAAAACAACUUGUAUAUUUAAUAUUAUUAAUAAACAGAGAGGUG
Messenger RNA from Manacus vitellinus (golden-collared manakin), 2106 nucleotides. It is a transcript of the gene CSF1, whose product is annotated as colony stimulating factor 1. Gene Ontology annotation, cellular component: membrane. NCBI's taxonomy places the organism in Eukaryota, Metazoa, Chordata, Aves, Passeriformes, Pipridae. Gene Ontology annotation, molecular function: growth factor activity; cytokine activity. The record is from RefSeq and is a predicted model, not a curated record. Gene Ontology annotation, biological process: osteoclast differentiation; positive regulation of macrophage differentiation. The annotation marks the transcript as partial. The transcript is spliced from 8 exons.